Molecule: messenger RNA, 2989 nt
Organism: Cygnus atratus (black swan)
Lineage: Eukaryota; Metazoa; Chordata; Aves; Anseriformes; Anatidae
Gene: CLDN5
Product: claudin 5
Exons: 1
Coding region: 113-763 (216 amino acids)
Biological process (GO): cell adhesion; bicellular tight junction assembly
Cellular component (GO): bicellular tight junction; plasma membrane
Molecular function (GO): structural molecule activity
Source: RefSeq, a predicted model, not a curated record
GCCCGGGGCCGGCGGCGCUCAGAGCCAGCUCGGCAGCUGCCCGGGGGCGAGAGGUACACAGCAGCCGCCGCCGUCCCUUCUCCGGAGGCUGGGGCAGAGCAGCGGCAGCAGCAUGACUUCGGCGGCACUGGAGAUUUUGGGGCUGGGGCUGGGCAUCCUGGGCUGGGUGGGUGUGAUCCUGGCCUGCGGGCUGCCCAUGUGGCAGGUGUCAGCCUUCAUCGACGUGAACAUCGUGGUGGCGCAGACCAUCUGGGAAGGGCUUUGGAUGAACUGCGUGGUACAGAGCACGGGGCAGAUGCAGUGCAAGGUGUACGACUCCAUCCUGGCGCUGAAGCCCGAGGUGCAGGCGGGCCGGGCACUCACGGUCAUCGUGGCGCUGCUGGGGCUGGUGGCACUCAUGGUGACCGUGGUGGGUGCCCAGUGCACCAACUGCAUCCGGCCCGGCAAGAUGAAAUCCCGCAUUGUGAUUGCCGGCGGGGCCAUCUACAUCCUCUGUGGGGUCCUGGUCCUCGUCCCACUCUGCUGGUUUGCCAACAUCGUCAUCAGCGACUUCUACGACCCCACCGUGCCGCCGUCCCAGAAGCGGGAGAUGGGGGCUGCGCUCUACAUUGGCUGGGCAGCCACGGCCCUGCUGCUCUUUGGGGGCUGCCUCAUCUGCUGCUGCUCCUGCUCGCAGCGCGACGAGACCUCCUUCCCUGUCAAGUACUCGGCGCCGCGGCGGCCCACCUCCAAUGGCGAGUAUGACAAGAAGAACUACGUCUGAGUGGGGCUGCUCGGCUCCCCCGGCGCUGCAGGGACGCAUUUGGAUGGCUCUGAGCCGGCGCUGCCAGGCUCUGUUGGCCAGGGGCACAGGCAGGGACCAGUCCCAGGUUGCUCACCCACUGCGCCGGGAGCAUCUGCGGUCAGCUCGGCUGACCAGGCGCUGCAGCGCUCCCCUGCCUAGAGGCUUUCUUAACGGGGCACCCCAGCAAGCGGCGGCCCUAGGCAGGGCAGCGCCUCUCUGCUUGCCAGCCCAGCCUCCCAUCGGGCCAUUGGAGCACCACUCUGGGCCCCACUACCACCCGCCCGCUGUGCUGGCAACGGCACCCACCUGGCUUGCGGUGGCAGCGGGCACCGAGGAGCCUGGGAGAGCCGUGGCCAACUCCGCCAGGGCUGAGCCUGGCUGCCGCUGCUGCCUCCGUCUGCCCGAUGGCCCCUGCUGCAGCUCCGGCCCCGGCCGGCGUUACUGUGGGAGGCUUUGGGAGCACUUCGGCGCCUGCUCCUGCCUCUCGGGGCACUGCCUGGCUGCUGGGACAGGCCAUCGGCUGUGCACUGGCGCAGAGGAGAAGCUUCCCUGCUUCGUGUUCUCUCCUGAAAACCUGCGUCUGACUGAGUUCUGCCGUGGCUUUAAUUGGUUAAGGUUUUUUCUUUUGUUCUUCUUCAGUUUGGGCAACUAAACUAGAGUUCCUGUUUAAAGCACGACAUUAACCUUGGUCCUUAAUCCUGCAGCAAGUAACUAUUUGGAGAAAGGCAUGUGAUUGAUUUUCUUCUUUUGUUUUUGUCCCUCAAGGGAGUGCAUUGGUCUGUGUGCCUUUGAGACUUUUGAAAGUGAUUUCAGACAGUUGCUGUUGUUUAGCAGAGUACAGAGAUUAUCCUAGGUUCUCCAUCCCUUCUCCUUCGACUGCUUCUGUUCUGUUUUUACUUGAAUAUGAACUCAUUGCAGGUUGCCAGAAUUAUUGGAGGACUAGGUUCGGAGACCUAGCAGACCUUUGCAUGUCAUGGCUCCAGCAGGGUGUCCCUCUGCAUCCUCUUAUCUGCAUUACAGGAGACUGGAAACAUAAAUAUUGCCCCGGAUAUUGAUGGUUAGGUUAUGGGAGGCUUUCAUGGCCUUGCUGAUGAGCACUACUUGCUGUCCUUUUUGAAUCAUGUGUUUUCAGUUGGGCAUGCACUUGCUUGACUCCCCACUGUAACUUUGUUAAUGUAUACUUUCCUUCAUUUAUCUAAUCAGACAGAAAUUAAGUGCUAGAAAAGUUUCUCCAAGUAUUUUGACUGAGACUUUACACAUGCUAAUUGGGAGAUGUGAAGUUAUGGCUCUCACAGCCCUCGUAGCUCCUCCAUAGUGUCCUGGUAACUGCAGGCUGGAAGGAAGAUGCUCUGGGCACCAUAACUCUUCUGAGCUCUGGUUAAACUUCACCACAGCCUGGAAUAUUAACACACACCUUUCCAUUUUACACUGUAGAGACAAACGUUUCUUAAAGAAGGGGUUGAAGGGUGGUGUGAUGCUCUCUUGCACAAAUUGUCAAGAGGGGAAAAAAAAAUCUUGUACCUUUAAAUCAACACAGAUUUCUGCUGCAGACUGGCAGCAUCUUUACCGUCAUGAGGAGCUUUCUGCCAACAGCUAGGGAGGAAAUGUGCUGUGAGUACUCCUCAGAGCACAAUGCUACAACUUCAUGGGGCCCUCACAAACACAUAGCAAUACAGCACACACCUAAAUUGUGUAUUAACUCCUACAAGUUUCUGAUAAUGCCGAGACUUACAGACUAACCAUUACUGGGGGUCGUGACAGAUUCAUAUUGAAUGCGUUUUGGCUUUGCUUAGCGAACUUAACACCCCAGCAGUAUCAACACAUACACAGACCUGAAGGAGAGACUAAAGCCUUGCCCCUGCAAAUACAGAUGUUGAAUACUGAGCACAAAUUUCACCCUCUGAAAGGUAACUGCUUUCAUUUCAAACACGUACACUGCAGGGUCCGAACCCGUCAGACAAUACAAAAGCAGAGCAGUAUGUCUAGAACUAGUUCUGUUCUAUAAAGAGGUGCAGUUCUUAUACUGUCUACAUUUAAAUAAAAGCUAUAAUAUUGUUGUUGUGAUGUGAUAUAUAGUUUUGGUACAAGAAUGAAAUAUUCUGUAUUUCAUCAUUGCAACUUUUUUUUAAAGCAGUAUAACCUUGUAAACUGUAAAUGUAUUUAAAUGCAUAUGUUUUGCAAGAAAUGACCAAAGUUGGCUUGUUA